Molecule: messenger RNA, 3515 nt
Organism: Populus nigra (black poplar)
Lineage: Eukaryota; Viridiplantae; Streptophyta; Magnoliopsida; Malpighiales; Salicaceae
Product: probable LRR receptor-like serine/threonine-protein kinase At3g47570
Exons: 4
Coding region: 664-3321 (885 amino acids)
Biological process (GO): protein phosphorylation
Molecular function (GO): protein kinase activity; ATP binding; protein binding
Source: RefSeq, a predicted model, not a curated record
CUUCCUAAACUAGUUAUAGCUUAUCGGUCGGUAUUCAGAAGGCCUGUGAUUUUACCCUCCACAGUUAGUUUUUCCAGACUGUACUUCUAUAUUUAUCUCAACUGACAGACUGACAUCCAUGAAGGGUACUUGCUUUCUUGAGUUCAUCUCAGUCUUUUCGCUGCUGGCUUGCGUAGGAAUGGUACUCACCAAUAAUUCCACCGAUCAGACUUCUCUUCUAGCCUUGAAAGAUAAAAUUGUUAAUGAUUCUCAUAACGUCUUGGCAAACAAUUGGUCACCACUGCCUCAGUAUGCAGCUGGAUUGGUGUCACUUGUGGUGCUCCGCGCGACCGAGUGAGUGGCUUGAAUCUUUCUCACAUGAGUCUUUCUGGCUACAUCCCCUCAGAGAUUGGAAACCUUUCAUUCCUUGCUUUCUCUAUCCAUUAGAAAACAACACUUUCCAUGGAUCCCUGACCUAAUGAGUUAGCUCACUUGCUUCACCUGGAGUAUCUUGACUUUGGAUUCAACUCAUUCACCGGAGACAUUCCUCCAAGCUUAGGUUCCUUGCCUAAACUCAAAAGCUUGCUGCUAGAAGCCAACUUCUUAGGCACUUUACCAUUAUCAUUAUGGAAUAUAUCCUCAUUGCAAACAAUCAAUAUCAGUUACAACCAGCUUCAUGGUUUCAUGCCCUCCAGCAUCUUCAGCAGAUCUUCACUGUAUACAAUUGAUCUAAGUUUCAAUCACCUAUCGGGUGAAAUCCCAACGGAUAUUUUCAAUCAUCUCCCCGAAUUACGAGGGAUCUAUUUCUCCAGGAAUCGACUCAGUGGAAGCAUUUCAAGAACUAUCGGUAACUGUACAUUGAUUGAGGAGAUAAAUUUCAGUGAAAACAACUUGACAGGUGUAUUACCACCUGAAUUGGGUGGCCUUACCAACCUGAAAACAUUGAGAAUGGACGACAAUGCUUUAAUUGGCAAUGUUCCAUCCGCGCUCUUCAAUAUAUCGGCAAUUGAAGUUAUUGGGAUGUAUGCAAAUUUGCUUUCAGGGAGUCUUCCUCCAACCAUGGGCCUUUUCAUGCCGAACCUAAGGGAGCUUCGUCUAGGGGGAAAUGAACUCGAGGGAACAAUUCCUAGCUCCAUCUCUAAUGCAUCUACUCUCGCUGUCGUGGACUUAUCCAACAAUUCAUUUACUGGUCUUAUUCCUGGGACAAUUGGUAACCUGAGACAACUUCAAGUGCUCAAUCUAGCCAACAAUCAUUUGACGAGCGAGUCUUCUACACCACAGUUAAGUAUUCUCUCUGCAUUGGGAAAUUGCAAGAAUCUGAGAAGGAUAUAUUUGUCAGUUAAUCCCCUCAAUACCACCCUUCCAAUUUCCUUUGGAAAUCUCUCUUCCUCACUUGAACAGUUUUGGGCAGACGAUUGCAACCUUAAGGGGAACAUUCCUAAUACAAUCGGCAAUUUAAGCAGCCUGAUAGCUUUGAGCUUGGCAAACAACGAACUGGCCAGUGUAGUUCCAACUACAACUGAAAGAUUGACAAAUCUCCAACUUUUGGAUCUCCAAGGUAAUCAACUAGAGGGAAAUAUCACAGAUAACCUUUGCCACUCGGACAGCUUGUUUGACUUAUCCUUGGGUGGUAAUAAGCUUUCCGGAUCUAUCCCUGAAUGCUUGGGUAAUCUGACAACUUUAAGACAUCUCAACUUAAGCUCCAAUAACUUCACUUCCACAAUACCCUUGUCCUUGGGGAACCUUGCAGGUAUUUUGGUUCUCAACCUGUCGUCAAACUUUCUCAGUGGGUCUCUCCCGUUAGUAUUCAGACAACUGAUGGUCGCGGAAGAAAUUGAUUUGUCAAGGAAUCAGUUAUCAGGUCAAAUUCCAAACAGCACAUGGGACCUUAAGAAUCUAGCUUAUCUCUCCUUGGCUACAAAUAGAUUGCAAGGUCCUAUUCCUGGGUCACUUAGUUUUGCAGUAAGCUUGGAGUUCUUGGAUCUCUCUCAUAACAGUCUUUCUGGACUUAUUCCCAAGUCCUUAGAGACACUCUUGCAUCUCAAAUAUUUUAAUGUGUCUUUCAAUGGACUAGAGGGAGAAAUUCCUAGUGAGGGACCUUUCAGAAACUUCUCAGCUCAGUCAUACAUGAUGAACAAUGGACUUUGCGGCGCACCACGCCUACAAGUUCCACCUUGCAAAAUUGGUCACAGGGGAUCAGCCAAAAACCUCAUGUUCUUUAUAAAAUUGAUUUUGCCAAUAACACUAGUUGUGGUGGCAUUAUACACAAUCCUAUUCUUAAGAUGUCCGAAAAGGAACAUGCCCUCAAGCACAAACAUAAUUACUUAUGGAAGAUAUACAUGCCGAGAACUUCGGCUUGCAACAGAUGGGUUUGAUGAAGGCAACGUAAUUGGCUCUGGGAACUUCGGUACAGUAUACAAAGGGACGCUAAGUGAUGGAAAGGUAGUUGCCAUAAAGGUUUUCGAUGUGGAAGAUGAAAGAAGUUCGAGCAGUUUCGAUGUCGAGUAUGAAGUAAUGUGUAAUGCCAUUCAUCCGAAUCUUAUCACCAUUUUCUGCAGCUUGAAUGGUAUUAAUUUUAAAGCCUUGGUGAUGGAGUACAUGGUUAAUGGCAGCCUUGAAAAGUGGCUUCAUACUCACAAUUACCACUUGGAUAUCCUACAAAGACUAGACGUGAUGAUCGACACUGCAGCAGCAAUCAAACACCUCCAUUACGAUUGUUUGAGGACUAUUAUUCACUGUGAUUUAAAGCCAAGCAACAUCCUACUAGACGAAGAUAUGAUCGCACGCGUUAGUGAUUAUAGCAUUUCCAUGAUUCUAGAUCCAGAUGAACAGGGUUCUGCUAAACAAAGCAAGUUUUUGUGCACAAUUGGUUAUGUGGCACCAGAAUGUGGACUGUAUGGAACUGUUUCUGAAAAAUCUGAUGUCUAUAGUUUUGGCAUCUUGGUUAUGGAAACUUUCACGGGAAAGAAGCCGACGGAUGAAAUGUUUUAUGGAGAAAUAAGCUUGAAGAAUUGGGUGGAGGAGUCAUUGGUACAAAAUCACAUAGCCAGAGUAAUCGAUCCAUGUUUGAUGGAGAAUGAGGAAGAAUAUUUUGAUGCAAAAAUUACAUGUUUGUCGCUCAUUAUGAGAUUGGCUCAAUUGUGCUGUUCAGAGUCACCUGCUCACAGGUUAAAUAUGAAACAAGUUGUCGACAUGCUCAAAGACAUCAAACAAUCCUUCGUUGCGAGCAUUUCCGGAGAUAUUCAUGGGAAAUUCAACUUGGAGAUCCUGAGAACAGAUCGCAUCAGAAAUAACAUGGAGAAGUUUGCUAAAUGGAGGAGGGAAAGCCUGUUGGCCGCGUAACCUCACGGUGAAUGGUUUUAAUUGCAGGAUUAUAUCCUCUAACCAGCUUCCAUACCGUUGGCACUACCCACAGUGUUUUUUUAACAAGAAACGUUCUCUAUUUUUUAUUUAACUUCUUUCUUGGUGUAAUUAAGAUUUGUUUUAUUGAACUUCUUAUGUGUUUAUUAUUAUAAAAAACUGAUAUAUAAAAAACA